CUCAGUGCUCUCCAGCCUAGACAAACUUCCUCUCUGCUGCUCUUUUUCAUUUCUAUUUCCCCCACUCUCAAUGGUUUUGUUUGCUCGCCUGUUGGUUACUACUGUGUGUGUGUGUGCGUGUGUGUGUUUUCAUUGGGGAUUUGGACACCGGGAGGAUGCGCUUUUUGGAGGAACAAAUACUCAAAGUUGUCUCUUCGGCCAGGCCGGGGUUGUUUUAGUGGAUAAAUAGAUGUUCUUCGGGUUGGAAUGAACAAUGGUGCGGAUCCUUGGUGCUCUGGCGGAGGACAUGCUCUGGUUUCGGCUGCUGUUGCUGUGCGUCGUGGAGUUGGAGCUGGGAGCCGGGCUUUCUACUUUCCAGGGUUUCUAUCUUCCACCUGCGAACGGGUCGCUUCUCACACCUGCCCGGAGGACAGACGGGGUCGUGCGGACCAUUGACCGGAUUUACCACGGAGGAGGGAAGGUGGGCUACCUGGUGUACCUGGAUGGGAGCCGGUUUCAGCUUGACAUGGAGCGGGACGAGUCGCUGCUGUCGCAUCACUUUAGCCCCCAGUAUGUGUUCGCUAUGAUGGGGGACAGCCCUGCGCCUUUGCAGCGGGAAUGCGUGUACCGUGGGACAGUGGACUCCAACCCGGAGUCCCUGGCCGUCUUCAACCUCUGUGGCGGGGGUCUCGAGGGCUACUUCGCCUUGGACCACGCGCGCUACUCCAUCACGCCUAUAGUCAGGGCGAAGGGACACGAGCACGACUUGCGUGCCCUGCACGACAAAGACGCGGAGAGCGCGCUCCAUGUGUUCACGCGCGAAAGUUUCAGCUUUGAGGCCAUGCGCGAUGCGCGCGAGAGUUGCGGGACGCGUGACGGGCGCAGAGGACGCAGGCAUGCGGCGGGGAAACGCCGGCACAGAGCUCGCGGGAAGGGGGGACAGGGUAAAGAGGGACUCGCAGAGGAGAGCACGGAUGAGCACGGUCCGCGCGGGCGAACAUGGUGGAGCCGGUUCGCCAAAGCAGCAGCAGCAGCUGCUCCGGAAUCUGGCACGCGCAGCAAGAGGUCAGUCUCUCGCGCCAGGCACGUGGAGCUGCUCCUGGUGGCCGAUGACACCAUGACCAAGAAAUACGGCAAGGACUUGAAUCACUACCUGCUCACACUGGCCUCCAUCGCGUCCAAGCUGUACGGGCACGCCAGCAUCGAGAACCCCAUCCGGCUGUCGGUGGUGAAAGUGGCCGUGGUCGGUGAGAAGGAGAAGGGGCUGGAAGUGUCCAAGAACGCGGCGACAACACUGAAAAGCUUCUGCAAGUGGCAGAACCAACAGAACCCGCUGGACGACGACCACCAGCACCACCACGACGCCGCCAUCCUCUUCACCAGGCAGGACCUCUGUGGCCACCACUCCUGUGACACCCUGGGGAUGGCAGACGUCGGCACCAUCUGCUCCCCGGAGAGAAGCUGCGCCGUCAUCGAGGACGACGGGCUUCACGCCGCGUUUACAGUCGCGCAUGAGAUAGGCCACCUGCUAGGCUUGUCCCAUGACGACUCCAAGUUCUGCGAGGAGCGUUUCGGAGUGAACAGCGACAAGCGGCUAAUGUCCUCCAUCCUCACCUCCAUAGACGCCUCCAAACCCUGGAGCCGCUGCACCUCGGCCACCAUCACAGACUUCUUCGAUGAUGGCAACGCGGAGUGUCUUCUAGACUCUCCUCGCCAGCCCCUGCUGGGCCCUGAGGAGCUCCCCGGGCAGAGCUACGACGCCGUCCGCCAGUGUCGCCUGGCCUUCGGCCCCGAGUACACAGUCUGCCCCGGCAUGGACGUAUGUUUCCGCCUGUGGUGCGCCGUGAUUCGCCAGGGACAGAUGGUGUGUCUGACCAAGAAGCUGCCGGCCGUGGAGGGGACGCCCUGCGGGAAGGGACGCAUCUGCCUGCAGGGGAAGUGUGUGGACAAGACCCGCAAGAGACACUACUCGGCGUCCAACCACGGUAGCUGGAGUUCCUGGGGUUCUUGGGGUGCGUGCUCCAGGACUUGCGGGGGCGGGGUGCAGUUCGCCCAUCGCCUGUGCAACAACCCGCCACCACGUAACAACGGGCGCUACUGCACGGGGAAGAGAGCCAUCUAUCGGUCCUGCAGCGUCACACCGUGUCCAGCAUCAAGUAAAAGUUUCCGGCAGGAGCAAUGUGAAGUGCGCAACGGUCCCCAGACAGAUCCUAAAGGGGUGAAGACCUUUGUUGAGUGGGUGCCUAAGUACGCAGGAGUCCUCUCUAAAGAUGUGUGCAAGUUGACCUGCAGAGCAAAUAAGACAGGAUACUACGUGGUGUUCUCUCAUAGGGUGAUAGACGGGACAGAGUGUCGUCCUUAUAGCAGCUCGGUGUGCGUGAAAGGGAAGUGUGUACGGACAGGCUGCGACGGCAUCAUUGGCUCCAAGCUGCAGUUUGAUAAGUGUGGUAUAUGUGGAGGCGACAGCAAAGGAUGUGUACGCGUUGUGGGCAACUUCACUAAGAAGAGUAAGGGAUACACUGACGUGGUGAAGAUUCCUGCAGGUGCCACCCACAUCAAGGUUCGUCAGCACAAGGGCAAGGACCAGACCCGCUACACUGCCUACCUGGCCCUCCGACGGCCCAGCAACGAGUACCUCCUUAAUGGCAAGUUUGUGAUCUCCACCUCCGAGACAAUCAUCGUACUCAACGGUUCUGUGCUUAACUACAGCGGCUGGAGCCAAAAGGACGAGUCGCUCCACAGCGUGGGUCCCGGGGCCAUCCAAGAACCCUUGGUGGUCCAGAUUCUAGCAACAGAUGCUAAAAAGCCUCUGGAUGUUCAUUAUAGCUUCUUCAUGCCGCGCAAAUUAGCCCCGCAGCAGCCAUCAGCUCCGCUCAUUCCCAAACCAAAGGCCACCUUUCCACAGAGCACUACGAGAGCCUCAACCACGACGAGAACCACCACCAUCAGUAGCACCACUAUAUCUUUCUCUGCUCCCCCUGUCCUGGUCCCAGGGCCACCGACAGCUCCAGGUCCCUCCACCCCUACCCCGGGGCCCCACUGGGUAACGGGAUCCUGGAUGACCUGCUCCAGGACUUGUGACACUGGCUGGCAGAGCCGGACAGUGCAGUGUAAGGACCGGAAUGGAAAACUGUCCAAGGGCUGCACGUUAGGUGCCCGACCCUCUGCCUUCAAACACUGUCUGGUGAAGAAAUGCUGAGGCGGCAGGAGAGGAAAAAUGAUUUGUAAGACAAGAAACAAUUCAUGGGAAGAAGUUUAAUCUGGACAUCUGAAGUGCUGGAUGUAGGACUACGGACCAAUGAAUUAAAGAACCACGAAUAGGACUGUGGAUGUUGGCUAAAGGGCCUGGACCAGAUACACAGAGACUCAGAGACAGAUUGUCAUGACUAAAUGCCAGAGGAAUGUCCUGGAAUCAUAGUAGCUAUGCAGAGCACAAGUAGAACAGAGGACAGAGUCCGAAUGUUAGUGACAAGUAACGCCCUAGCAUAGCUAAGGACUUAAAAUUGCAUGUCAUUUCCACAUGGACAGUUACUGAUUGUCUUUACUUCAGUCUCCCAACCCUGGAGGCUUAGUGUCUGUUGCCCUGUACUGGCAUGCCUGUUGUUGUGUUUUUUUAUGCUAUUCCAUGUGUUCUAAUCACUGUGGGGAUUUAGAAGCCGCACCCCUUUGUCUUUUUUCAUGAGUUUGUCCGAGACUAGAGCACCACUGAUGGGAAGCACUCGUUAUUCACGUUAACGUCAUUUUUGCCAGAAUCGGAGUCCUGUUUCACGUCCGUCGUACUACGUUCCAUAUUACUCCCCUUACUUGGACAUUUCAGUCACUAAACAGCUCGUAAAAUGUUUUAGGAUCAGAAUUUUGAACGUACAAACUCACUGGAUGCCCGGCAAUCUCCGUAGCAACGGAUAAGACACCAAGAAGGGUCUGUUCCCUGACAAACAAUGCGAGACACGUGAAAUCACAGGAUGUCUUUUUGAUUGACAAACUUGAGCACAUCCCUGCAACAUUAAUCCUAAAAUGGCGGUCUCCUUAUUUUCUGAUUGCCUACCAAUUUUCUUCUCUUAAAGAAUUUCAUGAGCCACCCAGUGACCGAAAACUACAAGUUCCAGGAGAUGUCCAUACAAAUGAGGGUCCUGGAUCAGGUCCACACAUAUUCCCCGACUAUAAGCACUAUGUGUCUUUAUUUGACUAAGCUCUCCUGAUGAAAACCAAAAAGCAACAAAAGAAGAAGGGAUCAUAAAGCCGUAGUGUUGAUUAUUUUGGGAAGGACAUCCAAAAGAUGCUUUCUGCAUGGGGGGGGGGGACUUCACGACCAAGAAUGAAUGGGUAAAACCAGACGUUUGGUUAUUGGAUGGUGCGUUGCAUCCUAGAUCCAGCCAGUCUUAAACUGUUGGGACACUUCUUUGCUCACGUUCUUGGAAGGUUUCUCUACUCCGGCGAGUCCCCUCUACAGCGUAGAAACCGCCGCAUGGUGUGACGGCAUGGAAAGUGAAAGUACGGUGGCCUUUAGAGGGCGAACUUUACAACAGUUAAAUUGACAAAGGGGCAAAGUAACCAUGACACUCCUUAACAUUUAUGGAGGUUAACCAUGACUCAAAGUUUUGGGGAAAUGCUUGAUUUUGUGUGUGUGUGUAUGCGUGUGAGCGUGUAUGUGUGUCCGGUCUGUGUUUUAAGCACAUACAGUAUGUACCAUGAAUGUGUGCGUGUUGAACGUUCUUCACUCUCAGCUCCAUUUGUAUCAGUCAGUAUGUUGGCGCUGGGAGGUUUACGGCCCUCAUGUUUUAUUGUGGCGGUCAAUAUCUGUUUUUUCUUGUCUGUUUUAUCCGUUUAGGAAGCUAUGCUAAUAUGACAAUGUGUGCCCUGGUUACUCCCGACAGCAGCAAAGGAGAUACUAAUGCAGUCAUUAAUGGCCUUUUGCAAUUCAACUCUUUCUUCAUUUUCUUUCUUUUCAUCUCAUCUCACAUCAAUCCCACAAAUUAUUGUUUUGAUCGCUUUCCAACCCUGAUGGGUGGUGUUUGCCACAUUACAACAAUUAAGUUAGAACCACAGAAUGAUUUUAAAGGAUCAAUUCACUGGAGUUUGGAGAUAUCCAUCUGGUGCCUCCGCCCGAGUAGAGGGAUGGAAUUUCCUUUGUGGUUUUUGUGGUAGAGGUUUUACAUUUACAUUUUUCUGCAGAAACGUCAUAAACAAGGUCUCAGUUACUAUAGACAGCAAUUUCUUUGGAACUACAUUGUGCUGAAGAAACAGUCUUAAUGACUACAGGGGGACACGGAUGCAGCAAAGGAAUCUUGCUGUCAAUUUAAAGAAAUAGUUUGAUAUUUUAGCAAACACAUCCUUUUUCUUUUCUUGCCAAAAAUAGUUGAGAAGAUUGAUACCACUCAGGCCUGUCCAGCUAGGAAGUUUAGCAUAGCUUAGCAUAAAGACUGGAAAACAGGGGAAACAGCUAGCCUGGAUCUGUCCAAAGAUUAAAAAUACACCUACCAACGUCCCUUUACUAACCUGUCACAUGUUGUUUAAUCUGUACAAAAAUCAAAGUGGAAAAAGGACAAUUUGCCCGUUUCCAGUAUUAAUGCUAAGCUAACGUGAUGCUCAUGGCUCAACUUUCUAUUGAAUGUACAUACAUGAGUGUGGUAUCAAUCCUGUUGUCUAACUCUCUAGAAAGUUAAUAACGAUGUCGAAGCUAUUCUUUCUGCAUCACUAGAUACCACUAGGUUAAAGUAAGGAAAUGCGCUUUUUUGUAAUUUUGGCAAACUCAUUCUUUAAAAUCCAACUAAUCUCACAAUAUCUUUCUUUAAUGUUAUUUAAUGCAAGGAUGCAUUUAGCAUGUAGAAAAUGUAGAUUACAUAUCAAAUGGACUUUAAAAUACCUUCAUGUAAUUUUGUUAAUAUGUUUGUGUGGCAAGCCUCACCCAUAUGGCACCUGUGCGGGAGAAAACAACCCAUAAGAAAUAUUUUCAGAUAGUAUAUGACCCAGGUCAACUUACCACUCACAAAAUGUUCUCUCUUCUUCCCUCACACAUUCAGAUUUAUUUACACAAUGUAGACAUUUUUUACCAAGAUUAGAUCUUUCAUAUAUGUGUUAGUAUUCAACCAUAUUUACACAGAAAUGUACACAGACAGACACACUUAAAUAAUCCAUAAACCUUCAGAAAAUAACUUCAGAAACCUACACACACACACUCCACAUGUACACACACAACCCACUCUGACUCUUCCAGUAGGGAAACCGCUCUUGCUGACCGCUGACACAGCACUGAACUUGUAAUUUAUUGUUUGUACAACUGGUAUGUGUGAAUAAAAAAAAACAAUGAGAUGAGUUUUAUUUAUUAUAGUAAUUUUGUAUCAAAUUACUAUUUAACUUAGGAAUAUGAAUCAUUCCUUUGUAAGAAUACAGUGUUUCUUUUCUAGUCAUUCACAUGAAAUGUACAUAAAAAUCUAUAU
Molecule: messenger RNA, 6416 nt
Organism: Etheostoma cragini (Arkansas darter)
Lineage: Eukaryota; Metazoa; Chordata; Actinopteri; Perciformes; Percidae
Gene: adamts5
Product: A disintegrin and metalloproteinase with thrombospondin motifs 5
Exons: 8
Coding region: 254-3178 (974 amino acids)
Biological process (GO): extracellular matrix organization; proteolysis
Molecular function (GO): metalloendopeptidase activity; zinc ion binding
Source: RefSeq, a predicted model, not a curated record